Messenger RNA from Syngnathus acus (greater pipefish), 2353 nucleotides. It is a transcript of the gene drc10, whose product is annotated as IQ motif containing D. Bases 182 to 1423 code for a protein of 413 amino acids. The record is from RefSeq and is a predicted model, not a curated record. Lineage: Eukaryota; Metazoa; Chordata; Actinopteri; Syngnathiformes; Syngnathidae. The transcript has 5 exons.
CAACAAUACGCAUUUUAUGGGCAUAUGAAUACUGACACGAUUGAUACAUCAGAACAUUUUAAUAAUUCCAGGCUAAAUGAACAUUUUGCUCCACCAUAUCAUUGGGCCGCCGUUUUCGACCGUAUCCUAGCAACAGUAAACAUGUUUUGCAAGCGACAAGUCAAAUGACAAGUUUGACAACAUGUCUGAAGUUGUGGUGAUGGAGCCAAUAAAUGGGGACAGCGCUGAUCUCUCAUCCACUGGUCUGCAGCAAGAUGACGAUUGCGAGGCUAAUCUUGAUCAAGAGGAGCCCCAGCAGAGGCUCCUCUCCUCCGAGGCCCAGACCGUCUCAAACAUAUUGGAGAACUGUAUCAGUCAACUCGAGAUAGCAGCAUCUCUAUCUGCCGUCCGCCAAUCGGUCUGCUCGUGUGAUGUUGUCCAAGAGGAGUUCAAUAGGAUCCUUGAGGUGCAUCAGAUGUUAACCAAAAGCCUGGAAACAUCAAAUGACCUCACAGAGGUCAUAGGUGGACCGGCUGGAGAAGAAAGUGCGAGAAGGAAAAGGAAGGCUCUACUCGAGAGAGAGUUCAAGUACUCUGUUAGGGAUUUGCUCAGGUUUUUUCGCACCUACCCCGAUAUCAUUAUGGGUUUGAGACUAGAGGUUGGCAUGGAAGUUGGGGAGACUGAGUACACACUCAUCGUAGGGCUGAAGAAAUUUCAUGUACAUAUGAUAGAGAGGUUGCAGACCACCCCAGAAGAGGAAAUACGGUUAGCUCUUGAGACAGUGUCACCUGACACAGAACUAAUUGUCAAACUAGAACAAACAGCUGCAGCUAUAAUACAAAAAGAUGUUGAGAUUUCCGAGAAGAAAGAUGACAUCGAAACUUUGGAGCGCCUUCUUAAGGAGAACCAGAUAGAAGUAGUCGACUGGAAGCUUUUCGCCAAUGAACAGUGCCAGUCCAUUAUCAAGGCUUCUCAGGAGAAGCAAGCCAGCAUCCAGCAGGAAAUAGACCGACUCAACAUUCGAAUCAACACUUCGACACUUAAAUUCAGAGAGGUGGAGAAAACACUUCAAGAGAUAAAUGAAAAUGUGGAGAUGGAAAUUGAGUACUUGAUCCAAAAGUUUGAUGACGAAAUACAAGAGCAUCAGACUGAUCUGGAGUUAUGUCAGUCGGAUGUUGAGAGGGAGGAAGCGGAACGUGAAAGACUGGAGAAACCUUAUGCUGAUCUGGAGAAGGAGUACGACUACAUCAUGGAAAAGCGUCGGAUUGCAGAUGAGAAACGAGUUGCUGCGCUUAAGCUUAAGGUUGCUCUUUAUUGUCAGUCAUGGUGGAGGGGCUACUGUACUCGCAAAUUCUUGAUCAGUAAUCCCAUCACGCCUCCUAAGAAGGGCAAAAAGGGCAAAGGCAAACGUAAGGGCAAAGGCAAAGGCAAGAAGAAAAAAUAGACCAGAUUUAAAAGUCCGCAAAAUACACAGUACGCAAUCUUAGAAAUAUCUGGAAUAUUUGUUGGCUUCUUCUUAGUCCUACAGAAUCUUGUCAAAAGAUGAUCACAGAUUUUACACCAGACGCCCUUCCUUACAAAACUCCCUCUUUUUUUUUCAAAGCCAAUCCAGCCAUCCAGCCACCAUAAAUGUUUCCUAAGAAUGUUACAUUAAUUUAUUUCAAAUUCAGUACAGUGGAGACCAGCUUCCACUCUUCGGCCUUCAAAAUUCCAAUUUCCAACUCAAUCUACUCAAUAAUUAACCCAAUAAUGGAUCAAAUUAACCCGAUCUGAUGAAUCCACAGCUACACUCGUAAAAACUGCUGGGUCAAAAACAACCCAAUUUAGGUUAAAAAUUGAGCCAACUUCCUGGGUCGCUCUAAUUUUUAAUCUAAGUUGGGUUGUUGUUAUUGUUUUUUUUUUUUACUUUGUAUAUUUGGGGACAGUCAUGCUGGAACAUCAAUUGGACAUGGGUCCACCGGUUGUUAUUUUCUUCAACACAUGAUGGCAGCAUGGGACUGCUCAAUGGUGACAUCCAGCGUUUGCCUCCUGGGAGUCAUGCUCCGCUCCAGAUUCAGUACAGAACCUGAUGUUGACGAAUGUUAAAAUGUGAUCUAUCGAAAUUUGACAUCUAAAAAUGUCCGCCUAAUCUUUAUUUGGGCCCAGCUGUCCUCAUGGUGGCUCUCCAUUUGAAGGAGGGUCAAAGAUCACGUAGCAACAGGAGUCAUUCAAAAUGAAUGAAUGCCCUGGGGAAAAGUUAUAUAUUUCGAUUUCUGUUGAGUUAACUUGGUUUCUAUCUCACAAUGUAUCUUUCCUAGGUGAUGUUGGUACAUUUUUCUGAAAAAUUAAGAAUUGAAAAUGUUUUUGAGAUUAAAAACAGUUUUAUGUGACUCCA